Messenger RNA from Vicia villosa (hairy vetch), 3504 nucleotides. Its product is annotated as receptor-like serine/threonine-protein kinase NCRK. Lineage: Eukaryota; Viridiplantae; Streptophyta; Magnoliopsida; Fabales; Fabaceae. Bases 1123 to 2967 code for a protein of 614 amino acids. The transcript has 12 exons. The record is from RefSeq and is a predicted model, not a curated record. Gene Ontology annotation, molecular function: ATP binding; protein kinase activity. Gene Ontology annotation, biological process: protein phosphorylation.
ACUCGUACUUUUUUUAUUAUUAUUCUUUCUAAAAGUUAGUUAGAGUUUUUUCUAUGUUAGGCAUGAUUAAGAUUAACAUGAAUCAAUUGCAUAAUUGCAUUUUUAGAUUGGAUUAAUAUAUAUUUUCUAACUUCUAACUACUCCAUUUAAAUCCAAAUUCUCAAAGUCGCUGCUGAUUAAGAAAGAUCCUAAUUUCGCUAAUCAGCUUCUUAAUUCGCUAAUUAAUUAAUUAACGCUCCAGUGGACCCACCACAACACCGACGCUACUGUGUAGCAGUUCAAUGGGUCCCGCAAUUCAUUUCUAUUAGAUUAGAUUAUUAUUUAUUUUUCAUCUGGAAAUUAACUGAGAUGAGAUGGUGAUGAUACAUUAUAUAUUAGUAUAGAUGUAUGAAAUCUUUUAAGCAAAGUUAAGUGGUGUACACUAUACGAAUCCGUUAUUAGAAAUUUAGAAUCUACCUUCACUCUUUCCUUUUCUGAUUUUACUUUUUUGUCCCCACCAAUCUUCUCACUCAAGAAAUUACAAAACAUUACUUUACUUUAUCUUUCUAGCCGUUAGCUAUAUACCAUAUCCUAUUCUUUACAUUUAAGUAAUAUUUGCUGCUUUUAACUUUUAUUUAUUAUAAAUUAUCUAUCUAGUACCGACAUCUCAGAAAAAGAAUGACCGCAUCAGUUUCUUCAGAACUGACACCGACAUUUUUAAUUAUAUCUAAUUCAUUAUUUUUUUUAAAUUAUUAAUAUGAUCGACGUGUCAGUGUAGGGGUCGGUGCCGUGCUUUAUAGUUAAUUCAUAGUGAAUUUAUUCAUUCUUCCAAAAUAAUUUAUUUUUUGUCCUGACUAUAAAAUGGUGGUUAAGGUGUUGUUUUCAGUUAGCAAAGGAGUUAUUAUCAGAGAGAGAAUUAUAGGUGGAAUUGGAAAUCAUGAUGGUUACUUUUGGUAGUUGCUGAAUUUAAUCCAUUCAAAGACUGCAUAUAUGAUUUUGGAUGCUAUUAAUUCUCAAGCCAAACCCUCAAGUAUUUUUUGGAUUAAUUUCUCCUGUGGAUCACUAUACCUUUUCGUCGAUGAUUGUACUAGGGACUUUUGAAGAUUUAUCUUGUUAUUUAAUUCAGUGUAUGGAGUUGAAUAAAUGAAGUCACAGAUCAAAAUUGCUCUUGCUAUUAUUAUUAGUUUGCUCUGGAUUCAACACUCCUUUUGUGAUGAAGCAUCUGACACAUCUAGUCUAAACAAGUGGAAAUGUAGAUGUGCUUCUUUCGAAGGAAACCAAAGCAACUUACUUGCUAAUUGUUCGAAAUCAUGUGAUUGCCAUUCAGAUUCUGAAGAGGAUGCAUCCAUAUGGACAUGCAUAUGUGGUCCCAAUGGAUUUCCCCAAGUGGCAGAAGAUGGUCAUAGCGCUAAGUGCUUUCAUGCUUGCAACUGCACCUGGGGAACUGUCAGCACAUCAUUAGGUUCAAAGAAACACAUUUCAAGCAAGGUUGUUGUAAUUGUCCUAUUAAUAUGUGUUAUAUGCACAACCAUUGCGUUGAUUACCACAAUUGUAUGCUACGUCUACCGAAGGAAGCAAUACUCUAUUCAAUCACCAAUAUUCUCAGUAGAUAAGGAAACAAGUAGUGGUAGUACCGCCAACCUAAUCAGUCAUCGGACAGGAACUUCUUCAGUACCAGAAACAACAUUUUUCGUGAAUUCUCCUAUUUGUCAUAUCACGGGUUGCUUUAAGAAACCCUCUUUUUUGUUUGGGAGCCAAAAAGAAACUUUUCAUGGAAAUAUAAUUCAAUUUUCAUAUGGUGAACUGGAAAGUGCUACUGAUAACUUUUCAGCUACCAACCUUAUUGGACUAGGCGGAAGUAGUUAUGUAUACCGUGGUCGCCUGAGAGAUGGUAACAUUGUGGCAGUUAAGCGAUUAAAAGAUCAAGGAGGGCCAGAAGCAGACUCUGCAUUUUUCAAGGAGAUUGAAUUAAUAUCUCGACUUCAUCAUUGUCAUUUGGUGCCUUUGCUUGGAUACUGCUUAGAAUCGAAAGGAAAACACAUGCAGAGGUUACUGGUAUUUGAGUACUUGAUUAAUGGAAGUUUGAGGGACUGGUUAGACGGAGUUUCUGGAAAAUACCUGGAUUGGACUACUCGUGUUACGAUUGCAAUAGGAGCAGCAAGGGGCUUGGAAUAUCUCCAUGAAGCAGCUGCUCCAAAAAUUCUUCAUAGAGAUGUGAAAUCAACCAACAUUCUUCUGGAUGAAAAAUGGCAAGCAAAAAUAACCGAUCUUGGUAUGGCUAAAAACUUGAGAUCUGAUGACCUACCAAGCGGUUCAGAUUCUCCAGCAAGAAUGCAAGGAACAUUUGGGUAUUUUGCACCCGAGUAUGCUAUUAUUGGUCGAGCCUCACUUGAAUCAGAUGUCUUCAGUUUUGGUGUGGUACUUCUUGAGCUUAUCAGUGGUCGACAUCCUAUUCAUAAAACUACCGGCAAAGAAGAAAGCCUUGUUAUAUGGGCUUCUCCUCGUUUACAGGAUAGCAGGCGAGUAAUAUCGGAGAUAGUUGAUCCACAAUUGAAAGGAAACUUCCCAGAAGAAGAGGUGCAUAUAAUGGCAUAUCUAGCAAAGGAAUGCUUGCUAUUGGAUCCCGAUACUCGACCUACCAUGAGCGAGGUUGUUCAAAUUCUUUCUAGUAUUUCACCUGGCAAAUCAAGGAGGAGAAGAAACAUUUCCACCAGCUUGUUUCAGGAACCAGAGGAUGUAGAAACAAAAAGGCAAGCUCAUUCCAGUGAAUUUCCAGCUCAUAAUUUAUCACCACUAGAUACCGAUUACAAUCCGUGUCUUGGAAACAAAAAUAGAGAAGAAGAUGCAGUUUCAGCUGAGUAUAUGGAAAGUUUGAUUCUCUUGGCAUCAAAAUCUAAUAGCUCGCAUUCAUCAGAAGAAGAGGAAAUGGUAGACAUAACAGAGCCUCGGUUCGAAUCAUUUUGCAUGACAAAUGGCACUGUCACUUGAAAACACAAACCAUUAAUGCCAAUAUUUUUUUGUGCAUUGCUCAACGGGAUGCUGCAAUGAAUUAUGGUUGAGAUUAUGUUCUAUAUUUGUUUCAGUUCUGUUUUGAAUUGAAAUGCACAUAGGUGGUGUUAUUAGAUUAUAAGCAGAAAAAAUAUAUCAAAUGUAUUCUUGUACAGAAAAGCUUAGGAGGACUAUAGGUGCAACUGAUUCUGGUUCUUUUACUUGGAGAAGAAUCCAAUUUCAUUAAUUAAAUCCUAUAUUUUUUAGGAGGAAUAUACACAUGUUUCCUCUUUAGGAGUAUACUUGUAGGAGUUUGUACCAAAUUCUUCUCUUAAAGUGAAUUUUUUUUACAGGACCUAAAUUAAGGAGCUCUUUACUUAGAGUAAUAUUGACAGGACAUGAUUGUAGCUUGUUACUUGUUCAUUGAUGAUGAGCUUGUUAUUUCGUGGCUAGGAAAUAGAUGUUUUUAUUUUAGCUUAUAAUUAGCUGCUAAUCUGUCCCAUGUUUUGUCAAAUGUUUGAAUGGGCAAGUUGUUCA